AUGGACCGACCAUCGCCUCGUCACCUCGAGGAUGCGUAUUCGCCUACAGCAUCGCAGGAGACCACAAGGUAAGCGACCCCCAGGUAGGCUGAAUAUUGCUUUGUUGUCUUUGCCCGCUCACCAUCCUCAUUUUAGCAAUGAACUGGCUCAACGGCUAGACCACCUUCAAAUCGCUGCCGCUGUCGCCGACGAGAACGCCUGCUUGGAGAACCGAUGGUGCCAACUGCGGGACACAGACCAGUCGACGGCGCUGGCCGCCCCGGUCGCGCACGCCGGCAACACUAGGACUGGUUCGACGAAAACCACGCCGCUAUCAGCAACCUACUUGCCGAGAGGAACCGUCUGCACAAAGCCUACUUAGACUACCCCACCGAGGACAACAGAGCUACUUUUUGCCGCAGUCGCCGCCUCUUACAACAGUGACUACGGAGAUGCAGGACGCUUGGACGGUUCGCAAGGCCGAGGAGAUCCAAGGAUACGCAGAUCGCAACGAAUGGAAGGACUUCCUCUCCGCGAUCAAAGCUGCCUGCGAUCCGCCACCCAAAGGAAUUGUUCUUCUUCUUGGCGCCGACGGUAGUACCCUCCAGACUGAGAAGACGCAAAUCCUACAGCGAUGA
Molecule: messenger RNA, 617 nt
Organism: Spirometra erinaceieuropaei
Lineage: Eukaryota; Metazoa; Platyhelminthes; Cestoda; Diphyllobothriidea; Diphyllobothriidae
Source: the annotation of a GenBank genome assembly